Balaenoptera ricei (Rice's whale) is the source of this 7819-nucleotide messenger RNA. It is a transcript of the gene RPS6KA3, whose product is annotated as ribosomal protein S6 kinase A3. The transcript is spliced from 22 exons. The record is from RefSeq and is a predicted model, not a curated record. Bases 275 to 2497 code for a protein of 740 amino acids. NCBI's taxonomy places the organism in Eukaryota, Metazoa, Chordata, Mammalia, Artiodactyla, Balaenopteridae. Gene Ontology annotation, molecular function: magnesium ion binding; ATP binding; ribosomal protein S6 kinase activity. Gene Ontology annotation, biological process: intracellular signal transduction; protein phosphorylation.
UAGUCCCGGCGGCGGAAGGAGGAGAGGAAGAAAGGGGCGAGACCCGGUGCCCGGCAGCGGCGCGAGGCUCUCGGUCGGCGCGCGGGCGUCUCCAGCCGGGCGCGCGGCGUUCGAGGGUCGGUGUCGGCGCCGAGCCCUCUCCCGGGCAGCCGCCGCUACUGCUGCAGCUGCUGCCGCCACUGCUGCCGUGUGGCUCGGGCGGCGACGGAGCGGGGCCGGCCGCGGGGCGGGCGGGGAGGGAGGAGGCGGUGAAGGCGGCGGGCCGGGGGGGAAGAUGCCGCUGGCGCAGCUGGCGGACCCGUGGCAGAAGAUGGCUGUGGAGAGCCCGUCCGACAGCGCUGAGAAUGGACAGCAAAUUAUGGAUGAACCUAUGGGAGAGGAGGAGAUUAAUCCACAAACUGAAGAAGGCAGUAUCAAAGAAAUUGCAAUCACACAUCAUGUAAAGGAAGGACAUGAAAAGGCAGAUCCUUCCCAAUUUGAACUUUUAAAAGUAUUAGGGCAGGGAUCAUUUGGAAAGGUUUUCUUAGUCAAAAAAAUCUCAGGCUCUGAUGCUAGACAGCUUUACGCCAUGAAAGUAUUGAAGAAGGCCACAUUGAAAGUUCGAGACCGUGUUCGGACGAAAAUGGAGCGUGAUAUCUUGGUAGAAGUUAACCAUCCUUUUAUUGUCAAGUUGCAUUAUGCUUUUCAAACUGAAGGGAAGUUGUAUCUUAUAUUGGACUUUCUCAGGGGAGGAGAUUUGUUUACACGCUUAUCCAAAGAGGUCAUGUUCACAGAAGAAGAUGUCAAAUUCUACUUGGCUGAACUUGCGCUUGCUUUAGACCAUCUACAUAGCCUGGGAAUAAUCUAUAGAGAUUUAAAACCAGAAAACAUACUUCUUGAUGAAGAAGGUCACAUCAAGUUAACAGAUUUUGGCCUAAGUAAAGAGUCUAUUGACCAUGAAAAGAAAGCGUAUUCUUUCUGUGGAACUGUGGAAUACAUGGCUCCAGAAGUAGUUAAUCGUCGAGGUCAUACUCAGAGUGCGGACUGGUGGUCUUUCGGUGUGUUAAUGUUUGAGAUGCUCACUGGUACACUACCUUUCCAGGGAAAAGAUCGAAAAGAAACAAUGACUAUGAUUCUUAAAGCCAAACUUGGGAUGCCACAGUUUUUGAGUCCUGAAGCCCAGAGUCUUUUACGAAUGCUUUUCAAACGAAAUCCUGCAAACAGAUUAGGCGCAGGACCAGAUGGAGUUGAAGAAAUUAAAAGACAUUCAUUUUUCUCAACAAUAGACUGGAAUAAACUGUAUAGAAGAGAAAUUCAUCCACCUUUUAAACCUGCAACUGGCAGGCCUGAAGAUACUUUCUAUUUUGAUCCUGAGUUUACUGCAAAAACUCCGAAAGAUUCACCUGGCAUUCCACCUAGUGCUAAUGCACAUCAGCUUUUUCGGGGGUUUAGUUUUGUUGCUAUUACCUCAGAUGAUGAAAGCCAAGCUAUGCAGACAGUUGGUGUGCAUUCAAUUGUUCAGCAGUUACACAGGAACAGUAUUCAAUUUACUGAUGGAUAUGAAGUAAAAGAAGAUAUUGGGGUUGGCUCCUACUCCGUUUGCAAGAGAUGUAUACAUAAAGCCACAAACAUGGAGUUUGCAGUGAAGAUUAUUGAUAAAAGCAAGAGAGACCCUACAGAAGAAAUUGAAAUUCUUCUUCGUUAUGGACAACAUCCAAACAUUAUUACUCUAAAGGAUGUAUAUGAUGAUGGAAAAUAUGUGUAUGUAGUGACAGAACUUAUGAAAGGGGGUGAAUUGCUGGAUAAAAUUCUUAGACAGAAAUUUUUCUCUGAACGAGAGGCCAGUGCUGUCCUGUUUACUAUAACCAAAACUGUUGAAUAUCUUCACGCACAAGGGGUGGUUCACAGAGACUUGAAACCUAGCAACAUUCUUUAUGUGGAUGAAUCUGGCAAUCCAGAAUCUAUUCGAAUUUGUGAUUUUGGCUUUGCCAAACAGCUAAGAGCAGAAAAUGGUCUUCUCAUGACUCCUUGUUAUACUGCAAAUUUUGUUGCACCAGAGGUUUUAAAACGACAAGGCUAUGAUGCUGCUUGUGAUAUAUGGAGUCUUGGUGUCCUCCUCUAUACAAUGCUCACUGGUUACACUCCAUUUGCAAAUGGCCCUGAUGAUACACCAGAGGAAAUACUGGCACGGAUAGGAAGUGGAAAAUUCUCACUCAGUGGUGGCUACUGGAAUUCUGUUUCAGACACAGCAAAGGACCUGGUGUCAAAGAUGCUUCAUGUGGACCCUCAUCAGAGACUGACUGCUGCCCUUGUGCUCAGACAUCCUUGGAUCGUCCACUGGGACCAACUGCCGCAAUACCAACUAAACAGACAGGACGCACCGCAUCUAGUCAAGGGUGCCAUGGCAGCUACAUACUCUGCUUUAAACCGUAAUCAGUCACCAGUUUUGGAACCAGUAGGCCGCUCUACUCUUGCUCAGCGGAGAGGUAUUAAAAAAAUCACCUCUACAGCCCUGUGAAGUGACCUCAGUGAGAUAUUUGGUACCAUGGUGUAAGCUGAUAGCACAAGUUCUGGCGACAGGUAGCACACACCUGAGAGACACCUGCAAGCACACACUGUCCCAGCUGGUACCCACAAUGCUGCUGCUCCUGCUGCUGCUCCCGCUUCCGUCUCUUCUCGCUUUAGAUGAUUGUUAGCAAGUUAGAUUUUCCUGGAGCUUCGGAUGAAUUGCAAAUGGAAACAUGAUGAGGAUAUAUUCACUGAAUCAACAAGAAGAAUAAUGAACAUAUGAAUACCACCUAAAAAUACACUGAAUAAAGUACUCUACACCACAUAGCAUUAUUUUUAUAGAAAAUAUUUCAUGUCCCUUAAAUAUUCUUUGUUAGUUAUAGGGAUGGACAGUUUAUGUUAAGCACUUAGCUUAAACAAUCCGUUUAUAUUAGCACUGUAUCCCUUGUGCCAUCCAACAUUUUGUAUGUUUUUGUAAACAGUUCAUAUACAGUACAUUUCUGUACUGCUUUCUUUAAUGUAUACAUGCCUUGUUUAACUUGGAAUCUAUUAUUAAUCAAUUGACUAUUAAAUCUGGUUAAAUAGUUCACCUGGAUUAACAGUAUUGUUGGACAGCCCUAAAAAUGGCCAGAUUGUAGAACAGCCGUUGAAUGUAAUACUUCCAAAAUGUACAUAUCUCUCCCCAUGUCUGUUUCACUGGUUCGUUCGUUUGUUUCUUAAAGUCAGGUGCUCUGUCAGGCUAACCUAGAGAGCUGUUAUGGUAAAGAAAGUUAUCAUAUGUGUGUGGUAUGACAUCAAGAGUACACCUGUGAAGUUAGUCCAUAUACUUUGCAACUCCUUAGGGUCUUUUUUCCUUAAUUAAGGAAGUAGUCCUUGCACUUUUAAUCUUAAAUAGUAUCCAUUCUUAGUAGUUGACAUAAAUUUGGGAUUUUUCCCAAUAUACAUCAAAGGCCUUUAAGAGGCAUGGUGAAGAGAUUGGCGAAGGAAAAUUUAGCAACAGGUCAUUGAAGUCCCAUUGAAUAUUUCAUGUUUAAAUAGAUCAAAUUGCAGAAUUUAGCAUAUGAAUAACAGGAUACCUGUUCUUGUAUACCUGCAGGAAAAGUAUGCUUUUUGGGGGAAAAUAAAUCAUAAUGAAUUCUAUCCCAUUAAGAUGCUCUAUAUUAAACACUAAUUUGAAUGUAAUAAAGGCCACAGGCCUCUCUAUGAAAUUGGAUUUAAACUUUCUUAUUCUAGGGAAUAAAACAUUCUUGAUCAAACAAUCAUAGCUGAGGUAGGCUAAGUGAAUGUUCGGCAUUGAGUGUUUUCUGAAUUCCUCCUGAUGAUUUAUAGCCAUAUAAUGCUUUCUUUUCUUUUUUUUUAAAUUUUUAUUGGAGUAUAGUUGAUUUACAGUGUUGUCUUAGUUUCAUAUAAUGCUUUCUUUAACUUCAGAAAUGAUCAGUUUUCAUAAUGGUCACUGGAUCUGCUUAGAUUAGAGUAUUCAUUAUCUACAUCUAAUUUGUUAGUUUCCACAAUAUCAUUAAAGAAACUUCUGUAUCCAUUACUACCUGUAUCUUUGCCAAGCUACCUAGCAUACAUCAGUAUGUAAUAUGAAAAACAUAUGAGCAAGGAAAAGGUGAUUUAACUUAUCUCAUCAAGAUUGUGCCUGAACAGAUCUUUCCUAGUCAUGUACUAAGCCAUUUACAUCAGAAAUCUUUUUUCCUGCCAGAAGCUUUAAAUCUUCCCCUGAGAGUACAAAGCCAAGAAAGCAUGGUUUAUCUAAAUAUCUUGGAAGCCACUUGUUAUUCCUUAAUUUCUCCUCUGUGCAAUUAAAGGAAAAGAGAAAAUCUAUCAUGCCUUUUGCCCAAGUGACACAAAAUGAUUAUUGCAUAGAAAGCAAAUAUAAGUUUAUCUUCUGAAUAAAAAAUGUAUAGGAGGAGGGAUUUCAGAAGAUCUAGAUGGAGAAAGUUUUUAAAUAUUCUUGAGUAUAUGGAUGCUAGUUAUUAACAGCUGCUUCCAGUGCCUGGAAAGAAAGCUUUGUUUUUCUUUCUCCUCUAUUAAGUGUUCCCAACCAUCCAUGGUCAUCCCAAAUUCUUGUCACUUUUAAAAUGUUAAUGUAACUCUAGGCAGAAAAAAGAUAACAUUUUUCAGAUUUUUGACACUAACACUAUUCCAUAAGUGCUUAGGUGUAUUGCCCAUCAUCGUCCUUUAGAACCAGAAGUAAAUGUGUAAAUGCUUUUAAAUUAUCUAGUCCAACUUUCUCAUAUUGCAGGUAAAGAACCUGAGACCCAAAGCAAAGACUAGAAUCCUUAACUUCCCUUUCAGUUUUUUUCCCUCAUAACACCGUGCUGCCUUCCCCUCGUAUUAUCACUCGGCCACAAACUGAGCUGUUCAAAAACUAUAUAUUUCUUGGGGCAGUCCUCUACUGGUAUAUGAAUGCCUUCUUUGCCUAGUACAGCUGCCAGUUUUAUUGGAGAAAAGCAAGUUAUAUGUUCACAAAACUGAAGGCUUUCUGCCUAAAAAGCAGUUCAUGAGUAUAAUUUAUUUCAUCUGUGAUUCUGGUGUUCCUAUUGCCUUUGACAGAGCAGACAAACUGGGCCAACAAUGUGCUCUAAAUGUAACGCUUGUGCUGGGAUAACCUUUUCAUUAAUUUCUCCAAGUCCAGUUCCUCCUGGCCCCUAUAGUUGUGGUAGUGAGGCGAUUUCCCAGUUAGUGCUGCUGGUUACCAGGGCUUCUCCCAGGAGGUUUUAUUUCAAUCUGAAAGAUAUUUCAAUAUGAAAGAAGGAACUAAACUAUCAGGCCACUUUUACAAACCUCCUCUUAGCUUAUAAUCCAAAAUAAUAUCCAGAAUGGUAGACUUAACAUUACCAAGCAUAUACUGGAAAAUAUGGAUUACACUACCAUGUGUUUUCUAUCUUCCCUUUCAAGUGAUGAUGCUAAAUUAAGGUAAGUUUUUUGUCCUUUUAACCUGUCGUAAUAAGUAAGUCAUUUCAGCUCCUAAUUUACAGAUAUGUCUUCUUUCUAAGUACAAUAGACCCUUCACUUUAACAGAUUUGAUAUGGAUUCAUUUAUUCACAAGCAACCCCAAAAGUCCAAAAAUAUAAUAAUUUUGACAGGGCACAGAAUCAAGAUGCUGUGAGGCUGGAGACUGACGUGUGGGAAAAGUCACUUAGUGAGUAUCUGGAGAGGGUGUGGUGUGUAUGCAGUAGAGAUUCUACAUUUCACACACACUGGGCUGCAAAGAGCAGGUUCAGGCCAACCAUUUCCCAUCUAUUUUUAAGAAGUGGUUGCUGUUGGGACCAGGGGACAUCAUGGGAGGUGGGGCUAGCCUGUUAGCUGUGCCCUGUACCCUCAGCCCAGGAAAGGUUUCAUGAAUGGGCAGCAUGGGUUGGGUAAGAAAGAGGCUGGGGUACGUCCAGCCUCAGGUGAGAGCAGAAAAGCGUUCAAGAUUUGGGGGCUUGGUAUAGAUGUGCAUCACCAUGAAAGUCAGCAAUACACAUUUCAACAUGGCUUUGAUUUUCUCUACUUCCUGGCCUUUACAAAUGAGCUAAAAUUUUUCAGGCUGCUUUACUAUUGAGAGAAUUCUCUCUUAUGGUGGUAUCCAGCAUUUGAGAUUUAUGAAGGCAUUAGGACAGAUAUCUCAGGAAUGUAAAUGGUCAGAAAAGGUCUGCUUUCUGUGACUAACAAAUAUGAUGGGUUCCAUGGCUGACCUUGGUGCUUAAACCAGGAGGUUUCAAUCCAGUCCUAGAGUUCUGUCCCUCCGAAAGAUCCAACUCCACAUGACUAACAAACUGGAUGUAUACUUUGAGCCUUAUUUAAUUCACAGAUAAGUUGACUUAACUCAGCAUUUUUAUUUCAAUUAAUGAAAACAGUCCUCUUUUCACCUCCAGAUUGCUUACAUUUUGCUGGUCUCCCCAAGUGACCAUUGGUGGAGACCAGUUAAUGAAGGAAUGAAACUCGCUUUCUUGGGAGUGUGGUAUUCUGCAGAGCCACGCUUAACCACUUUUUCUAGUGAAGAAUCUACAGAAUGAUAAUAACUAAAUAUGGAUGGCCAAGAAGAAUUUGUAUCUACAGUGCGCUUUAUGUAUUUUUGACACUGCUGUAUUCUGUGUGAUCGAGUGACUUGUAACUGGUUCCAAUGUGACUGAAUGUUUUCAAAGAAUUCUAGUAACUAAGUCGACUUAAUUUUCUUAAGCCUUGUAUUACUAUCAGUCUCACAUUUACCACUUUGAUUCCAGUCUUUUAACUGUUCAUACCAGGGCAUACCAAGGGUUGGGAUGAGAGCCUACUUCCUACCUCUUAAGGCACUUUCCUCAUUAUUUUGCCAUAUAACCUUGAAGUGCAUGAUAAGCUGUUUAAAUGUCCAUGACUUCUCCCAGAGCAACUAGCAAAGUAUAUGACAUUGAAUAGAGAUUAGUGGAAAGGAAAAUUUAGAGACUAAGUUCAGAGGUGCAAACCUCAAGAAAACCUCUUUAGAGCACAUACCAUUUGAGUACAAUGUAUGUAAACGUAUGUGAGAAGAGAGUCGCUAUAAUAGUCCUCUCUAAGUAGAUUAGUUCAAUAUCUAAUGGAAGUGAAAAUCUUUACUCCUAUUAUCACUAUAGUACUGAGUGAACUGUAUACUGAGUUUUUCAAACAAGUACUUAAAAUAGAACUUUUAAAUACAAAGCAAGGGCAUAAGGAUAAAGGUUUUGGUUUGCGUUUCUCUAAGUGUAGUUUACCAUCUAAGGCUUUGUUUUUUAAUUUUUAAAGAAAGCUUCAAGGUAUUGCCAUUCCUUAGCAUCCUUAAUGAUUAUGGGUGAUGAGUUUUUAACUCUUAAAAUUAUAUACCUGUAUUAUGUUUAUCUUAACUCUUACCCUAAGCAAAAGGGAAGGUAUACACCUAAGGGAUGUAAUUAUUUUGCAUUUUUGGCCAUGGGUGGGAAAGGGAUGGGUAUCUACUUAAACAGUUUUUAAAAAAGAAAAAAAUCACAAAUAUUUUUCUACUAUUAUAUAUGAUUUUACUUUAUACUAGUUUCUCUCUAGUAAGGCAUGCCAGAAGCCCAAGGCACCAUACCAUGAGUUCAUAUGUAUUGUACCUUUUAUUGGUGGUUAAAUCGCAUCAGAUGCUUGGCCCUGCUGCCAUAAUUAUGAAAUGCUUGUAAAGGAUUAAAUAUCACUGAAUACUUUAAAUUGUUUUACUUAAGAGUCUAAUCUGGGAAGUUUUCAAAUCAUACUAUUAAUGUAUAAUCAAAGCUCUUUCAGAUGUAUCCAUGAAUAAUCCUGGAACAAUAUUGCUUGUAUUCCUGUCACAGAACAGGUUUUGUAAUCUUUAAAAGAAAUGAAAAUUUAUAUAAUAAAGUUUCAAAUAAAUUCA